Messenger RNA from Manis pentadactyla (Chinese pangolin), 6605 nucleotides. RefSeq names its product luteinizing hormone/choriogonadotropin receptor (gene LHCGR). Gene Ontology annotation, cellular component: membrane. The transcript has 6 exons. Gene Ontology annotation, biological process: luteinizing hormone signaling pathway; phospholipase C-activating G protein-coupled receptor signaling pathway; ovarian follicle development. Bases 775 to 2238 code for a protein of 487 amino acids. The record is from RefSeq and is a predicted model, not a curated record. Gene Ontology annotation, molecular function: luteinizing hormone receptor activity. Lineage: Eukaryota; Metazoa; Chordata; Mammalia; Pholidota; Manidae.
UAUUAUCAUCAUCCCUAUUUUUAGAUUAGGAAGUUGAGACACAGAGAGGUUAAGUAACUUACCCAAAGCAACUCAGCUCACAAAUAGCAGAGCUGGGAGUCAAGCCCAGGCACUUGAGCUCAGGGCUUGCAGAUUUAACCAUGAGGCUGCACUUAGAGCAAUAACAUUGUAAGCCCCACACCAAAAAAAGUAUAUAAAACUAUAAUAAGUAUCAAAACUAGGAUCCAGGGAGCAUGUAAGAGUGACGGGAUACAGACAACUGCUGGCAGCUUUGCUUUGCUAAAACAGAGUAGGGUCUACUUUUUCUUGCUCCAUCACUUAGAAGGUUGAAAAUGCCAUAAGGAAACUAGACUAUGGACUCAGUUCUGUCCAAUAGAUCAUGUGAUUUUCACUGUCAAAAUGACAAGGGCAUAUCAUCCUUUGACAUACCCUAGGACAAGUGGUCCCAAAGUGGAAUGCCCAACACUCACUGGGAGAGCUUAUUAUAAAAGUGCAUGUUCCUUGAUAGUACUACCAGAUUCUGAUUCCAUAGGUCUGCAGCACACUUGGUCAGUCUACAUUUUUGGCUAGGAGUUCCAGGUGAUUCUGGUUCACUGGAUGGAGGAGAAAGCUUUGACAAACAUCAGCCUACACUCUAAGAAAUCCAGUUUCAAAGACGUUUAGAGAAAAGACCGCAAACUGUAUGGAAAUGGAUUUGAAGAAAUACAAAGUCAUGCAUUCAACGGGACAACACUGAUUUCCCUGGAGCUAAAGGAAAAUGUACACCUGGAGCAGAUGCAUGAUGGAGCCUUCUGGGGAGCCACAGGGCCCAGCAUCUUGGAUAUUUCUUCCACCAAGCUGCAGGCCCUGCCUAGCUAUGGGUUGGAGUCCAUUCAGACACUAAUUGCUAUGUCAUCCUAUUCUCUAAAAAAACUGCCAUCAAGAGAAAAAUUUACCAGUCUCCUGGAUGCCACCUUGACCUACCCCAGCCACUGCUGUGCUUUUAGAAACUUGCCAACAAAAGAGCAGAAUUUUUCAUUUUCCAUUUUUGAAAACUUUUCCAAACAAUGUGAAAGCACAGCAAGGAGACCAAGUAAUGAAACACUUUAUUCUGCCAUCUUUGCUGAGAGUGAACUGAAUAUCUGGGACUAUGACUAUAGUUUCUGCUCACCCAAGAUACUCCGAUGUGCUCCUGAACCAGAUGCUUUUAACCCCUGUGAAGAUAUUAUGGGUUAUAACUUCCUUAGGGUCCUGAUUUGGCUGAUUAAUAUCCUAGCCAUCAUGGGAAACACAACUGUCCUCUUUGUUCUCCUGACGAGUCGUUAUAAACUGACAGUGCCCCGUUUUCUCAUGUGCAAUCUUUCCUUUGCAGACUUGUGCAUGGGGCUCUAUCUGCUGCUCAUUGCCUCAGUUGACUCCCAAACCAAAGGCCAGUAUCAUAACUAUGCCAUAGAUUGGCAGACAGGGAGUGGGUGUAGCGUGGCUGGCUUUUUCACUGUAUUUGCAAGUGAACUUUCUGUCUACACCCUCACAGUCAUCACACUAGAAAGAUGGUACACCAUUACCUAUGCUGUUCAGCUCCACCAAAAGCUGCGAUUAAGACAUGCCAUUCCAAUUAUGCUUGGAGGAUGGCUCUUUUCUACUCUAAUUGCCAUCUUGCCUCUUGUGGGUGUCAGCAAUUACAUGAAGGUCAGCAUUUGCCUCCCCAUGGAUGUGGAAACCACUCUCUCACAAGUGUACAUAUUAAUGAUCCUGAUACUCAAUGUAGUGGCCUUCAUCAUUAUUUGUGCUUGCUACAUUAAAAUUUAUUUUGCAGUUCAAAACCCAGAGCUGAUGGCUACCAACAAAGAUACAAAGAUUGCUAAGAAAAUGGCUGUCCUCAUCUUCACCGAUUUCACCUGCAUGGCACCAAUCUCUUUUUUUGCCAUCUCAGCUGCCUUCAAAGUGCCCCUUAUCACAGUAACCAACUCUAAAGUUUUACUGGUUCUUUUUUAUCCUGUCAAUUCUUGUGCCAAUCCAUUUCUGUAUGCGAUUUUCACAAAGGCAUUCCGAAGGGAUUUCUUUCUGUUGCUGAGCAAAUUUGGUUGCUGUAAACAUCGGGCUGAACUUUAUAGAAGGAAGGAUUUUUCAGCUUAUACCUCCAACUGCAAAAAUGGCUUCACUGGAUCAAAUAAGCCUUCUCAGUCCACCUUGAAAAUGUCCCCAUUGCACUGUCAAUAUACAGCUGUCCAAGAUAAGACUAGCUGUAAAGAGUGUUAACUGUUACAUCAGUAACCACAUUAUUGUACUUAAUUAGGUAAAAAUAAAAAACCUGUACCAGUAUUUUAACAAACAGUUCAUUUUAGGAAGUUAUUUAUUCUUAGGUACAUUGGGCAAACAGAUACCUCUACCUAGCUCAAAGUGUGGUCCAUGACCAUUGCCACUCUGAAAACUAUUUGUCAUUGGUACGUGAUGACAUAAAAUAACAGAAGUUGUGAGUGUUUACAAACUUUUAUAGCAAUUUUGACAGUGAUUUUAUGUCUGUUGAGACUAAUAUUUUUUAAAAGUUGGUAUCUUGCACAUCUUUGAUGUUUUCCUCAUUUCAUCUUUGUAAUAAUUUUUAUCACAUUUUAUCAAAAUAUUAAUCCAUAACAGAUUUGAAAUUUAAAAUAGCUGGUUCUUUUCCUCAGAUAGUUGAGAAGCACUCUACAGAUGCACAGUCCAAUUGCUGUCUCGCUCAUUUUCAUAUCCUUUCAUUCACUGACACCUACCAAUUAUUCCAUGAAUUGUCUUUCACAUGAGUUCUUUAUUUUACAUCCCUACUGCCACACCCAUAUUUCAGGCCAUUUCCCUUUCCCGCUAGAGGAUUACCAUAUAGCUCUCUCAUUUUUAUUCAUACCCAAUCUUUUGCAUGUCCACAUACUAAUACCCACCACUGAUUAAUCUCCUAAAAUCCUAUCUCAUACCUGCCAAGAAACUUGACCAGCUUGUCAGUAACUAUAAAUUUAAGUUUUAGCUCCUCACCUAACAUUCAGAGUUCCAAAAUUCAUCCUCAAAUCUGCUCACUUUAUCUCCUGCUGUUAUUCUACAUGAAACAAGUUGUUCCACUUUUCCCUACCCAUGCCCUAUGCAUCUCUAUUCUGGUACCAUGCCACUCUUAUAAUAUGGAACACCUUCUUUCUCUGUCCCCCUUCUGCACACUAAGACCCCAGCUACAGGUUUAUCUUCUUUAUAGAGCUCUCAAUCCACUCCCUCCCUAAUCCACUUUAGUCCAGAUAUUACUUUUACCUGAAAUGAAGUAGGGAAUAAUAAAUAUGUAAACCACAGUGGUUUCUGUCUUUGGACUUCGUUAGCACCUGACGUCUGUUAUCAUUCGUCUUUUAUUCUACACUGCUGGGUAUUAUUAUUAUCUUUACAUGUACAUCUCUUAUUUAACCUAUGUUAUAAAUUUCCUUAGUGAUAUACUCAUCUUUACUCUGUGUGCCUCCCACUAUAUUUAUCCUACAGUCUUAUACGUGGGAGGUGAUUAAUAAUGUUUUAGCUGAUAACUAACAUAUAAAAUAAUCUUAAAGUAUUUCCCCUUAUGAGAUGGUCUUACAGAGAGUGUUUUCUUAAUAUGUAUAAUCUUCACACACAAAUCAUAAAAACAUCAAAUAGGUGAAGGGGAAAAAUAGAAUGCUUGAUAUCUUGAUCUAUGUGAUGGUUACAAAAGUGUAUACACAUGUCAAAAUUCAUCAAGCUGUAUGCUAAGAUUUGUGCAUUGUACUGUAUGUAUGCCCCCCCAAAAAUUUAAUGAAAAAUGCCAAAUACUCAAGAAAUUGCUAUUUCUAUCUUGGUUUUUGUAUUUUUGUUUUGUUUUGUUACCAUUUUGAUAUUAUCACUGAUAGGUUGCAAAAUGCCCAAAAGGGUGAAUCUAUCUGGAAUAACUCAUCUAAAUUUACAAAAUAUUUUUUUUGUCCUCCAUUCAUAACAUUUGUCAUAAAGGACCUGGUUUUAGUUUUCUCAAAACUUAUUAAGUCCAUGUAUAAAUUAGAAAUCUUUAUGUCACAAAGACACAAAGAUUUCAAUAAAUGUGUCCAUAAUUGGAAAUAAUCUUUCCUUCAAAGUGUGCAAUAUUCUUCAUUAAUAUCAAGUUUCCUCCUAAAAGUUAUUUUCAUAAGCUUCCUACUUAAUUUAGCUUUCUAGUAAUAAAUCACAAAGUUUUCUAGCUUAGAGUAUAUUUACAUAAAAAAUAGUAUAAUAUUAACCUAAUAAUAUGAGUCAAAAGAAAAUCCCUAACUAAAUUCCCCUGCUCACCACCCCAAUUAACUAUUGCUAUUCAUUCUUAAGUUAUUCGUUUUCCUACACAACUUACAUAACUGAAACUGACUGCCUCAACCAGAAUUGGAAUCUCAUUGCCUUAUGGAGUCUGAGUUGUACAGAUAAUUAUUUACACAUAUAAUAGCACACUGAAUAACAUAGACAAGCAAUAUAUUCCAGACAAGGUCAUUUCGUCAGUCCCUAAGAGAUUAGUUGUGCAGACUCAGCAAGAUCUUUUUCACCUAUAGGGAGAGGUGGAAAGAUAUAAGAAAGCACUGAAGUAUGAGAGCAUGAGAAAAAGUCUGAAGUAAGAAUUAGGAUACAUGAUACUUUCACAAAUUGCAUUUAACACGGCAAACUGUAACCUCUGUGAUAGAGAUACUUUCUUCAUUAAAGGGUAUAAGAAGACAUUUUCCAAGGUAUUGUGUUUAUAAGAAUUUAGAAACUACUUUAUGUUAUUUGUUAUAAUAUGCAACAAGGAAUGCUUAGCCUAGACGCGAUAAAGUUCCUUAAAGUGAAGUAAUAUAUCAAAGCCAAGUCUUGGGUAAACUAUCAACUUAUAGGGCUUAAAGAAUAAUUUUCUCUUUUAAUGUGGACUAGGAUUUGUCUCUAUGUUUACCACAUGGGUGAAAAAUAUUUUUUUAACUAUGAGUCAUAACCCAUCACUAGGUAGUGAAAUCAGUUUAGUGGGUCAAUAACAUCGAUUUUUUUUUAAUGCAACAGAGCAGAAUCAAAUAAAAAAAUAUAGGAGGCUAUCAUGUGCUAAAGGCAAGCAUGAUGUUCUGAGACUUCGGUUUAAUCUGUCUUUUGUGUGCCUACAUACAUGCAAACAUAUACUGGUUAUUAAAAUCUAUUUCUUAAUGUGGAAGCUGUCCAAAAGUUUUUGAAAACACUGGUUUAGAAAACUUCUUAAGAACUAGGACUUUUUUCUAGUAUUACUUGAGACUAAUAAAAGGGCACCAGGUCCAAAAUAAUUUGAGGCACCUCUUAAGUCUCUCAUCAUUAAUUCUCUCAUCAUUAUAUUAGUAUGCAAGGAUAAUUAUUAUUGCUUUUAUUUUGUGAUAAGCAUACUUUAAAAUUGUUCGGGGUUUUUUUUGCAUUUUGAAAAGAUUAGGGUCAUGAAGGCACACAGAGACACAAAUGGAACUACUGUGACUUUUUCCCCCAAUGAUAAAAUGUACCACAGAUAUAAAAAGGACCAAUAUAACAGCAGCUUUUGUAAUGUGCCACUUAAAAAAGAAAUCACUAAAGCCAACUGACAGUCUAAAAUUCACAGUGGAAAAAAGGAAAGGAAUUUUUGAAACAACUAUUAUUGCCUCUGCCAAAUACCUGAACCAACACAUCAAACCCCAGUUCCCAAGCACAUGUGCUUUGUCAAUAAACUCAGCCCUUGAUUUGCAAUAAGGCUUGCCUAGGGCAAAUACAGAGUGACUGGGUGAUCCAGGAGGAAGGAAGCAGCACAAAGACUAGAAAGUUUAUUCAUGAGCCUGGCAAGGGGGUACAUUUUGGGGGCACAAAGAAUAAGUCCCCCCCCUUUUUGCCUUACAUGUAGAAAAGAUGGACAUUCAUGGUAGGCAACAUCCAUGAAGAGAGCCCAUAGCUCCUGAAGUUCUCAAGAGCCAGAGAAGGAUCUGGAAUAGCAGUGGUGGUAAGGAAAAAGACAGUUACUCUGAGGAUGAAGAGACACAGAUGGAAGAGUUUGAUUAGGGAACUAGCCUACUCACUAGUACUAACUGAAUUCUCAUAUAGCUGCCAACUAAGCUAAUGACAGUAUCCCAUACAUGUGGUCCAAGGCCCAAAAGAUUUUGAAAAGAUCUACUAGUACCUAAAUCCUUUGGAAGGCACAGGACAAGUAUUGAAAUAAAUUAAACCUCCUAAGUGGGGUUGCCUCUGAAAAAGAAUGGGGAAUUUGCCCUGUGACCAGCCAGAUCCAGGUAUCUAAUCCUUAGGGGGCUUCCGCAGACCAUAACCCACUCAUCGCACCACUGCUUUUUGUGUGAUGAUUACUGUCCUGGGAAACACCAUGCAAGCCAAAACUAGGGAUCCUAGACAUACAGACCAUGUACAACCACCCAUUAAGAGUAGCAGAAUGGUGGAGAAAAUGUUCCUUUGAGGGAUCUGAUUCUUCUAAGGAAGAGAGUAUAAUGGAAUAGCUUAUUGGGAUAUUAAUUUGCUUUGCUUUUAUUGCUACAGGAAAAUGGGAGCUAAACUUUAUUUUCUCUCUCUGAUUUUAAGACAGUCAUCCAGGUCUUUUUGUCUUGUCAAAUGAGAUUUCCUAGUCAUUGCAGAAGGUUCCUAAAGAGAACAUAUCUUCUUGACUGUUCUUUUAGAAAGCCUAAACUCAAUGA